Cornus florida is the source of this 2694-nucleotide messenger RNA. RefSeq names its product mechanosensitive ion channel protein 2, chloroplastic. The record is from RefSeq and is a predicted model, not a curated record. Bases 270 to 2549 code for a protein of 759 amino acids. NCBI's taxonomy places the organism in Eukaryota, Viridiplantae, Streptophyta, Magnoliopsida, Cornales, Cornaceae. The transcript is spliced from 14 exons. Gene Ontology annotation, cellular component: membrane. Gene Ontology annotation, biological process: transmembrane transport.
CCGUGGAACUGAAAACCCAAGCCAAUCCGGAAAAAAGAGAAGUCUCUCGGAGCCUUCAUAGACAAACAUUUUCGGAGAAAGUCUGCGACUUCAGUUUCUCCGUUGUCUCGUCGUCGAUGCACCAUGUUUCAGGUUUUGACGAUGCGUGGCUGUCAAUUUAUUUGGUCCAUAUAUUAAUUUUUGUUUGCAGUCCAAAGGUUGACUAUCAUUAAGUAGCAUUGUCAUCUUAUGCUACCAGUGACUUUUUAUUACUUAUUUAGUUUUGUCCAAUGGUGGCUGUUGCUGGUUCUUUCCAUUUGUCCCAUGAAUUGGGAAUUCACAAGAAAUAUGUAUGCAAUAAACAAUAUCGGAAUGUUAUAGGAAGUCAUAACUUACGGUUAUUGGGCACCAAUCUUUCAUCACUUGCACUGCGGCGAGAUUCCUGGAGUUUCCAUCUUUCAGGAAGAGUAUACAGCCCAGUUUGCUCUGUACCUUAUAGGUAUAGCCCGUUUAAGUGCAAUUCAUUUCUAAAUCUGGGCCAAGGCUUUGAAAUUUCUUGUAUGAAGAAUGCUGCUAUAACUUUGACAAGGUCGUACAAUACUUUACAAGGUAGUCCUCUAGUUCUUAAGUUAAUUCCAGCGCUUGCUAUUGUUGUUUUUGCUGUAUGGGGGCUUGGGCCACUAAUGCGUCAAAGCAGAAAUAUAUUCUUCCAUAAGAGUGAUUCUAGCUGGAAAAAGAGUAGAACUUAUUAUGUAAUGACCUCUUAUCUUCAACCUUUGCUGCUAUGGACUGGAGCAACACUCAUCUGCAGAUUGUUGGAUCCAGUGGUCCUACCUUCCGAACCUAGCCAAAUUGUUAAGCAACGACUCUUGAAUUUUGUUAGAUCAUUGUCUACUGUGCUGGCCCUUGCUUAUUGCUUAUCAAGUGCAAUUCAACAAGCACAAAAAUUCUUCACGGAGACGUCGGAGUCCACUGAUACCAGAAAUAUGGGUUUUCAAUUUGCUGGCAAAGCUGUAUAUACUGCAGUAUGGGUUGCUGCUUGUUCAUUAUUCAUGGAGUUGCUAGGUUUUUCUACCCAGAAAUGGCUCACUGCUGGAGGUCUUGGGACUGUAUUGCUGACACUUGCCGGUCGUGAGAUAUUCACAAAUUUCCUCUCGAGUGCAAUGAUUCAUGCAACCCGUCCUUUUGUUGUGAAUGAAUGGAUUCAAACGAAGAUUGAAGGCUAUGAAGUUUCUGGUACUGUUGAGCAUGUGGGGUGGUGGUCACCAACAAUUGUUAGAGGUGAAGAUCGUGAAGCAGUUCACAUUCCAAAUCACAAAUUCACGGUGAAUGUUGUGAGAAAUCUUACUCAAAAAACUCAUUGGCGUAUCAAAACCCAUCUGGCUAUUAGUCACUUGGAUGUCAGUAAGAUUAAUAAUAUUGUCGCUGAUAUGCGCAAAGUGUUGGCUAAGAAUCCUCAAGUAGAACAACAGAGGUUACAUAGAAGAGUAUUUCUGGAAAAUAUUAAUUCUGAAAAUCAGGCUCUUUUGAUCUUGGUGUCCUGCUUCGUGAAGACCUCACAUUUUGAAGAGUAUCUAUGUGUCAAGGAGGCUAUACUGUUGGAUCUUCUCAGAGUCAUUAGCCAUCACCGGGCUCGACUUGCCACUCCCAUUCGUACAGUUCAGAAAAUAUAUAGUGACGCCGAUUUGGAAAACAUACCAUUUGCAGAUUCAAUAUUUGAUCGUGGGGCAGCAUCCAAACGGCCAUUUCUACUGAUCGAGCCGUCUUACAAGAUCAAUGGAGAAGACAGGAAAUCUCGGUCAGCACGCACAAGUGGAGAGCAAGACAGCAAGGCCAUAGCACGGCCCACACCUGAAAGCAAGGCAGAUGGUAAGAAUGGAGCCAUGCCAACAUCUGAUUCUAAAGCCAAAGAGACACCACAAUCUGACCUCAAGACCAGUGAGAUGUCAAAAUCUCAUUUGAAAGCAGAUGCUAAGGCUGUAGAAGUUCCAAUUGCCGACACCAAAGAGAACCAUGUUGCAACGAUGUCUAUAUCUGAUCCGAUGUUAAGUGAUCAAGUGACGACGCAAUCAGCGUCAAAAUCUACCUCCAAUACAGAUCCCACAAGUUCUGACUCCAAAUCCCUAGGCCCGAUUUCUGAUAAUUCAAGCAAAGAAAUUUCUAACAAGAAGUCACCUAAGAGGUCAGAUGUGGAGCAUGCUCUGCAGAAUGGGUCCAUUGAAAGUCCUUCAGGAGCGUCACCAGAAAGCGGCGGUGGUGAGAAACAGGGUGAUUUUCCAUCGACCUUGCAAUCAAAACAAGAAGGUGAGAGAUUGCUUCAUACACAACCACAAAUAUCAAGACCUGUCUUGGAAGAGAAUAUAGUUCUUGGGGUUGCUUUGGAGGGCUCAAAGAGAACCCUUCCUAUCGAGGAAGGGAUGGCUUCCCCUGCCAUUCAAUCAGACAUAAAAGAACUGGCUACAUGCCGCAACGGGACUGGUGCUCCAGCUGAGAAGGAUAAGAAAGAAAGUCAGCUUCCUAAUAUUCCUAGCUCAACAUCUGGUGAUCAGCGGCAUCAGAAGGGUGAGUGAUUGAAGUUUGUUUUCUUGUGCAGUGUAAAGUUUGUAUAAGAACCUACGAAGCUUGGAAAAAUUAGCUACCUUACAAUGUAAAUCUUUCUUACUAUAUUUUUUUUUCAUUAUUAUUCAAUAAUAAUUGCAGGAAAUUUUUAUUUUC